Messenger RNA from Globicephala melas (long-finned pilot whale), 7665 nucleotides. It is a transcript of the gene GFOD2, whose product is annotated as Gfo/Idh/MocA-like oxidoreductase domain containing 2. Lineage: Eukaryota; Metazoa; Chordata; Mammalia; Artiodactyla; Delphinidae. Gene Ontology annotation, cellular component: extracellular matrix. Gene Ontology annotation, molecular function: nucleotide binding. Gene Ontology annotation, biological process: extracellular matrix organization. The record is from RefSeq and is a predicted model, not a curated record.
UCCAGACCCCGGUUCCUUAGAAACCAGGCGGCGCGUUCCCGGUGGCUGCGCGCUAGAUUCUGGGGCCCGUGCGUCCCCGCCAGCCUUCCUCAAGGAGGGCUGGUGGCCGCCGAGACCCGUCCAGACCCUUGGUCUCCGGUGCGGCGCAGGGCGGGGCAUGCCAGUUUGCCAGAAAGAUCUCUGCAGUAUGAGGAAUGGAUGAAGGAAGGAAAGAAUGGAAGCAAGAGAGAUCAAGUAGAAGGUUGUUGCAGUCAUCCAGGAGCCAUGUGUGACCAGGACUGGGGGAUGGUCGUACUCAUGCUGGAGACUCUUGUGAGGAGAUGAGUUGGUGAACAGAGAAGCCAGCAUGAAGAUGCUUCCCGGAGUGGGCGUGUUUGGGACUGGCAGCUCUGCCCGGGUUCUGGUCCCACUGCUGCGGGCAGAAGGGUUCACGGUGGAGGCCCUGUGGGGGAAGACUGAGGAGGAGGCGAAGCAGCUUGCCGAGGAGAUGAACAUCACCUUCUACACCAGCCGGACCGAUGACGUCUUGCUGCAUCAAGACGUGGAUCUGGUGUGCAUCAACAUCCCCCCUCCGCUUACCCGACAGAUAUCUGUGAAGGCUCUAGGCAUUGGGAAGAAUGUGGUUUGUGAGAAGGCAGCAACCUCGGUGGAUGCCUUCCGGAUGGUGACAGCCUCGCGCUACUACCCACAGCUGAUGAGCCUGGUGGGGAACGUGCUGCGCUUCCUGCCUGCCUUCGUGCGCAUGAAGCAGCUGAUUGCCGAGCACUACGUGGGUGCAGUGAUGAUCUGUGAUGCCCGCGUCUACUCGGGCAGCCUGCUCAGCCCCAACUACGGCUGGAUCUGUGAUGAGCUCAUGGGCGGUGGGGGCCUGCACACCAUGGGCACCUACAUUGUGGACCUGCUGACCCACCUGACUGGCCAGAAAGCCGAGAAGGUACAUGGGCUGCUCAAGACCUUUGUGAGGCAGAAUGCAGCCAUCCGUGGCAUCCGGCAUGUCACCAGCGAUGACUUCUGUUUCUUCCAGAUGCUUAUGGGUGGGGGUGUGUGCAGCACAGUAACACUCAACUUCAACAUGCCAGGCGCCUUUGUGCACGAGGUCAUGGUGGUGGGCUCUGCGGGACGCCUUGUUGCCCGGGGAGCUGACCUCUACGGGCAGAAGAACUCUGCCACACAAGAGGAGCUGCUGCUGAGGGACUCGCUGGCUGUGGGCACGGGGCUCCCCGAGCAGGGGCCCCAGGAUGUCCCGCUGCUUUACCUGAAGGGCAUGGUCUACAUGGUGCAGGCCCUGCGCCAGUCCUUCCAGGGGCAGGGGGACCGCCGCACGUGGGACCAUACCCCCGUCUCCAUGGCCGCCUCAUUCGAGGAUGGGCUCUACAUGCAGAGCGUGGUGGAUGCCAUCAAACGGUCGAGCCGAUCCGGGGAGUGGGAGGCUGUGGAGGUGCUGACGGAGGAGCCUGACGCCAACCAGAACCUGUGUGAGGCGCUCCAGCGGAAUAACCUCCCUGACCUGCUCUGGAUCCUUCACUAUCUAGCGGGACACACAGGCUCCUACCACUGUCUGCCCUCAUCUCCUGGCUUAUUCCUUGCAGCUGAAUCCCUCUGGAGCCCUCCAAGAAGUCUUUCCUCAGCAAACAGGACUUAAGACUUCAGGGGGCCAAUCAGGCCUGACGUUUAAGGGGAGAUAGUGGGAGAGUUCGAGGUCUCCCUGGGCUGGAGGUCAGGAAGGGUUCUGUUCUUGAAACCAAGGGGUUGGCUCCAGAGGAGCCCUGGGAGAGGAGGGGUGAGGAGUGGCCCCAGGGAGGCUAGACGGGGUGAACUGGAGGAAGGCGCUGCCCCUCGGAAGCAUUGUAGCCGGGGUGUAGCCGAGCACUGCCUGGCCUAGCCAGCCAGUCUCCAGCUCUGCUUUUACUAACCUGUUCUCCCCACAGGAAGAGGCUUUUAACCCUGUCAGUCAGAGGCAGGUGGGGCAGGACGGUGGGAAAGGACACAUCGACUCCUUUGUUCCUCUGCCAGAAUUAAGUCUGGACCAGACUCUCCCCUUCUCUAAGCUUCCCUCUUUCUGGCCUGCUGUGGACUCCUCACCAGAAAGAGAGAGGCUCAGAGAGGGCUCCCUCUUCCUCCUGGCACCCUUUAUAGGAGUCACCAGGCCUAUUUUCCUGUAUUGUCCUGGUUUCAGACCUUGUCUUUGUGAGGUAAAAUAACAGUGGCUAGUGUUGGGGUGUACUUACUGCAUAUUGGGGCCCCAGGGAUAGAUGGUUCACGUGUAUUAUUCUAUUUAAUAUCCAAACCACUCUACGAGGUACUACUAUUAAUAUUCCCGUUAUUCAGAGCAGAGAGGGGCAAAGUUACUUGCCUCCUGUAAGUUAUAAGUGACAGAGCUAGGAGCCUGGUCAGGGUCCUCUUACUACAGAGCCUGACCCUGAACUAUUCCUUCCUUAGUGCCUGUGGCAUCUCAGACUCUUGAGUGCCCAGGCAUUGCCCUUCCCCGCUCGGGUCCUCAUCCAGGUUACAUUCCUCUCUACAGCAGGAAUCUCAGCCUGGCCUGAACUAGUAGGUGGACUGUAGAAAGAACCCCACCAGGCAGGAUGCUGGUAGAGGUGAAGGAGGAGAAGCUGCUCCCUUCCUCCCGGCUCAGCUCCAGGUCAUCCUUCUGUGUGUUAACAGGAUGUUGAGAUCCCCCCUAAAUUUGGGUAUUGACCAAGAAAGCACAUGCAUCCAUUGCAUCCGACUCAGAUGCUCUUACUUAAGAAAGGGCCAUGUUAUUGACCCACAGUGGCACUUAGGUUUUAUAGGACUGCAAUAAAACCUCUGGUUUACAAAGAUGGAUUCCAACCAAGUCCUGGGGCCGACUGUACAUGGGCUUAGGGCAGAGCUACUCUUGAGGACCCAGGUCCUCUGUUGGUACUCUGCAGAACCUAGGUCCAUGGCCAUCCCUCAGACAUCUUUACCAUCUUGUAUCUCUUGGAUUGGUGUGGGGGAGGAGAGGUACCAUGAAGUGGCCCAGAUGCCUGUUCCCAAGGAAGCCAGCAGGGUUCUGGUUCCCAGAGGUGACAGUCAACUGGUUCCAGGCUUGUCCUGCAGCUCCCCCUCCUGGAGGAAGUCAGCAUCACCUUCCAGGACCUGUUUCCCAAAUCUCAGGAUCUUCCUUGGGUCAAAAUAAAGUUUUUCCAAGCCAAUGAAAAGGCAGUUAGCUUUUCCUCUCUCUUACAGCAAGCAGAAGAGAGCUUCCAGAAUACCUUUUGCUUAUUUUCCAACCCCCAACCAAAUCUAGGCCUCGCACUCACCCAGACAAUGGCAGCAGCCUCCUCACCUCCCUAUCGCCAGUCUUUCCCUUCCUUAUUCGGCCCUUCACGCUGAUGCCCAAGCAACCUCUCCAAAACGUCAGGCCAAUAUCCCUCGUUGCCUACACCCAGCCUGGUCUGAUAGCCAGGCCUCUGCUUCAGCCAUGCUAAAUGGCCCUCCUACAUGGGGCUGACAUCUUCCACACUAGUGAGGCUUCAUCCCUGGCAUAUCCUCUGAUUGGAAGGCCACCCAACUCUCUCCUUCAGGAAGCAGCUGGAGAGCUGCCUCUUCACUCCUGCAGGCAAAGUGGCAGUCACUCCCACUACCUGUGGCGCCACAGCUCUGGUCCUCAGCCCUUCCGUUAUCACGUCUCCUUGAAUUAUGCUGCCUUAGCAUUACACACUUAGAGUGAGCUUCUAGGAGUGGUAGUGGUGUCUUGUUCCUUUCUGUGGCUACUAUCACCCACCCUGCUUAGACAAGCCUGACAAGUGAGUAAGCCCUCAGGAAACAGACUGACUCUUCUGUGGUUACUGAGUAUUUCCUACGUCACCUGUGAAGAAAUAGGAACAGAUCUUCCUUAUCAGUGCUGGCCUGACCGACACCUCCAGCCCUGGAGACCACACAGAGAAAGGAGAUGCUCAGCCUUCUUGGGUCAGGCCUUAGCCAGAGAGCCCCCAGGUUCAGAGAUCUUCAGGGCUCAGGAAAGGGCAGGCCCUCCCUGGGCCCCAGGGUGUGGUCUCAUGCAAGGCCACUCCUUUGCAGGCCUCUGCUUCCUCAGCCAUAAAGUCAGGAGAUCAAACUCAGUUAUCUUGAAGAGCCCUCUACCUCUAAAAUUCCUGGAGAAUUCGUGCUCAUCCCUAUGGACAGCGUUUCAGUCUGCAUGGUCCCUGUAGAAGUAUCUCCUAGCUCAGUCAGGUCACUGCCCAGGGAGAAGUGUGGGCAAAAAAAUAAAUGUCCUGAUCCCACGGCUUGCCCUGAGGCCUUGUCAUGGGGCCAGUGAGCAUCCAAGUGACCCUUAAAAGAGGGAACAGCCUGGGAUUAUGCCCAUUUUCUUCCUAUUUCCUCCAUAUGGGCCUGCCCACCCCCUCCCUUCCUGGAUGGCCAGGCCAUUCUUACAGGGGCCCCCCCCAUAUGGUCCUGGACUUUGGAUGGCCUCAGCCUUUCAGAUCCUAACCUGUCCCUCUCUGCAGCUUCCUUGGCUCCCCACCUUGGUCUCCUUAUCUUGGUGCCUUUCAUGGGGCCCCUCUGUUAGGUGGAUGCGGUGCAAUGACACAUGGCCUUGGGGAGUUCACAGUCUAGUCCCCGAAAUAGUUAUAUAACCCACAGUGGUAGUAGCGUGUAGAUGCUACAAUGCAGGGCAAUACAGCACUGGGUGCUGCCUGGCUCAGCAGGAAGCAAGGCGCCGUGAGUCUUCAAGGGUACAUGUUAUACUAGCCAGGUUGAGGGUGAAGAAAUAAAGGCAUUUUAGGCAGGGGAAGCCCCACAGGCAGAGAGGGAAGGUAAGAAAAGGUGGAGUUGGUCAGGGAAUUACAGGAAGCCACUAAAAAGUUUUAAGGUAGUUGGGGUAAAACGAGCAGGGUGCUAGAGGGGUAGCAACACCAUCAGGGGUUCAGGAGUGUGUAGCAGAAUCAUUGGGUGGGUUGGUGGGGCAAGGGCCCACCGGCAGGGAGACUAGUGAGCUCUCACCUGGAGAUGACAGUGUCCCAGGCAAGGGUGCUGACGGGUGUCCGAGAGAUUCUGUGUCUGAGAGGGUAGAUUCACCUGCCUUCAUGCCUGAUUAGCUGGCAGGAGUCAAUGAGCAAAGAAUAGGAUGGGGUCUGGGGUGAUAUCAGGAUUUUGGCUUGAACAACUGUGUAGAUGAGAAGCAGGAAGAAAAGCAGGUUGGAGGGAGGAGAAAUCCAUUUAAUCUGGAAUUCCCUGUGUUUACGAUGUCUGAGGGACAUGCAAGAGGACCAGGAGGCAGCAGGAUAGGGGCUUUCCAAAAUGGCCAGCACUGGCCCCCUCUUCCCAGAGACCCCUGAGGAUCAGGCGCCGCAGUCAUCCAGUGGCUCAGCCACAGGGGUCCAAAGAGAACAUUCACCUCUACCACCACCCCUUGCCUGCCAGAAAAAGGCACCAAUUCCUCUGUCACCAGGGGCCACUCUGGGGGCAAAGUCUGGUCCAGCUGUGAGAGCUGCCCCUCCUGGGACAGGCAAAUGAACUCUGCCACCUCAGAAGGAAGAUUCCAAGUGUUGGUCCCCUCAAGGUCAGAUCAACGCAGGCCCCUUCCCUGGGAGACAGGGAGUAAGGCCAAGCACCCGCUUCCCAUGAUGUGACAGUUCUUUUCCUUUCUCUUCCCCAAGUUCUUCCUUACCAACCGCCUUUCCAUCCCCACUGUUAUCUUGUCUGACCUUCAGGUUCAUCUGAGGAGGUUUUAAAUGCACAGAACCAGGCCCCGCCCCUGCAGAUUCUGAUUCAUUUAGGCCUGGGGUAGUGCCCAGGAAUCUAUAUUUCUGUCAAGUUCUUGGGCAAUCCAGUUCACUCUACUGGGGAAUCCUCCACCCUUCUUCCCAGCCUCUCCCUCUUCAGGCAUCUUAUUUGGGGGAUCACAGUCUGAGAAAAGGAAAAACGUUUAUUUUUAGCAAACCCAAGAUCCCAAGUAGGGGUAGGGGCAGAAUCCCCUCUUCCACCUGAGUGCCUAGGGCCAUAGACUGCUGCUCUGGUUCAGGCUUGGGAGAAGGGGAGCCCCCAGUGGGGCAGGACAGUCACUUGUACUGAGGAGAGGGUGGGGGUGCAAGUGGGGCAGCGCAGACACUUAGCAUCUUGUUGGUGUCCACCUGAGUUGACUUGAGCAUCUCAGCCUUGAGGCAACCGCUGACGCCCAGGCUGGGCAAACCCCCAGGCUCCUCGCCAGCUUCCUCUCCCAGGGGAACCAGAGUGUAGGUGGGGGUCAUGAACAUAUUGGGGCAGGGCAAAGUGAGGCCUGAGCCCAGCUCACCUGCCGUUGGCAGCAAGGCCUACAGUUGUUCCACACCUGUCUCCUUGGGGAUGAGGGCCAGCUCCGACUCAGGCUUCACCUCAGCCUCGGCCUCCCUGUCCCCCUCCCGUGCCUGGUUCAGCUCAGGGUUGCAAUAGUUGAUGUACUGGUACAGGGGCCGCAGGCGCUGGGCCUUUCCUGCAAGGACCCGGGGCAGGGCAGGUGCUGGAGCGCCAAGCUGUGCCAUGUCAGGGGUCCAGCAGGCGGGGGAUAAAGGGAAGGCCCGGGGAAUGCCACUCACGCUCCAGUCCUAAGGUCUCUGAGGACGCAGACACUGUGCUGGCCACCACAGGGAGCACUGGGGUUCCCACACUCUUGCGCUUCUUGGCUUUUUUGUGCUGUUUGGCAGACGGCAAGGGCUCACUCUGGCUACUCUCCCGCUCCUCCCUCUGCAGCGGCAUCCCCUGUGGCAGCUCAGCUUCAGCCCUAGGAUGGGCUUGGUGGCUAGGUCCUGGGAGGCUAGGGGACAAGAAGUCCUGAGGAGCCAGCCUCCAGCCUUGGCUCCUGUGCCCUGUCCUAGGGAAUAGCCCUGUCUACCUACCACCCCAGGCCCAGAUUCUUGUCCCUUUCCUGGUCAGUGAGGCCCGGGGCUGGACAGGGGCCAAGAGCUCAUGAGUUCAGCCCCUUACAAGGCUUUGAGACUCCCUCUCUGGAUGUUCCCUACAUCAGAGCUCUUGAGGGACAGAAGAGGGGAGGAGUGAUGGUGGUGGCAGAGGAUAAGUAUGUACACUGCAGGAAUGCCCGAUUUAGGAAUCCUACGGAAUCCACCCCCAUUCCACCUCCCCAGCCCUUCAGCUUCUUCCCUCUGAAAGCCCCCUCACUUGACCAGCUUCCUCUUCAGACCAUGACUGGUCCUCACAAUGGAGGCCAUAGGCCUGGGGCCUUUCUCCUCUAGUGCCUGCACCUCUGGCUUGUGCCUCUCUUCCUCCAGCUUGAGUCUUUCCUCCUGGAUCUUUGGCUCUGAGACUGGCCCUGUUGGGCACUUGUCUUCACCCUGGGUUUGGCAGGCUUCAUGGGCUGGCACUAGGCACUGGUCUCCCAUAACUGGACACUAGAGGUGACACAUAGGUAACUGGUCACCAUGGCCAGGCAAAGGAUACAGGGAUCAGCCAUUAGAUACCAAAUACAGAUGAAGGGCACCAGCCCAUGCCCCUCCCAGGCUGUGGAGCCUGUCCUGGCAGUUAGGGGGUCAUUGCACAGAAGCUGGUCUCCUAAAGCUCUGUGGCCAAGUGUUUGAAGGCUAGACAGCCUAAUGGUCACCUCAGAAUUCUGCGCAUGGCCACCAGGCACCUCCGUAAGCUGUGACUGUCCCAAUGCUGUUCCCUCUUGGGCCCCUGGCCGCUUCUCAGCCCCUGCUGAGGCCAUGG